This is a messenger RNA of Cooperia oncophora, 423 nucleotides long. The record is from the annotation of a GenBank genome assembly. Lineage: Eukaryota; Metazoa; Nematoda; Chromadorea; Rhabditida; Trichostrongylidae.
AUGUUUUCGACAGCCGGAACGGACUUUGGCCUGAAUUUGGUCCGUUACGCGCCUCUCAACGAGUCUCUAGUCGUAUCACCAAUAUCGGUGAUCUUCGCCCUAGCAAUGGUCCAAGCUGGUGCCAAGGGCAAUACGAAAUCACAGAUCAGUUCCAUCAUUUCUGCAGGUGCAUCCGAUAGCGAAUUUGAGGACCAUUAUGCACAGCUUUACGGGCAGCUUCAAAAUGCGUCAGAAGGGGUGAAGACUCAAAUCGCCAAUGGGCUCUUCUUGGACAAGCCAUAUGCUGUGAAGAAAGACUAUGAGCAAAAAGUAAAGAAAAAGUACGAUGCCAAAGUUCAAGCGCUGGACUUCAGUAAGGUGGAUGAAGUUGCUAAGACUGUCAAUGGUUUUGUGAGUCAGCAUACUGGAGGGAAAAUAAAGUAA